AGGAUCCCUCUGAGGAAGGUGAAGACCCUGCGGCAGACCCUGGAGGAGCACGGCUUGCUGGAGCGCUACCUGAGGCAGCACCCCUACAACCCGGCCGCUAAGUACUUCCCCACCAGGUUCUCCGCCGCGCCCAUGCAGAACUACCUGGACAAUUCGUACUUCGGCACCAUCUCCAUCGGCACCCCACCCCAGGAGUUCACCGUUAUCUUUGACACCGGCUCCUCCAACCUGUGGGUGCCCUCGGUGUACUGCUCCAGCCUGUCCUGCAGCGACCACAAGCGCUUCAACCCAGCGGACUCCUCCACCUUCGUCGGCACCAACGACAGCCUCUACAUCGCCUGCUACGACCCCGUCACCGUCGCGGGCCUCAAGAUCAUCGACCAGAUCUUCGGGCUGGCUGAGACAGAGCCUGGCAAUUUCUUCUACUACUGCCCCUUCGAUGGCAUCCUGGGGCUGGCUUUCCCGAGCAUCGCCUCCUCCGGAGCCACCCCUGUCUUUGACAACAUGAUGUCGGAACACCUCGUGUCCAGGGACCUCUUCUCCGUCUUCCUGAGCAAGGACGAGCAGAGUGGCAGCUUUGUCCUCUUCGGCGCCAUCGACCCCUCCUACACCACCAACGGCAUCAACUGGAUCCCCCUCUCCGCCGAAACCUACUGGCAGAUCACCAUGGACAGCUCGCUGCUGGCCGUGCCCAACGGUGCCCUGGGGACCAUCCUGCGCACCCUCGGCGCCAGCUCCAACAGCGAG
This is a messenger RNA of Fulmarus glacialis (Northern fulmar), 747 nucleotides long. Its product is annotated as pepsin A-like. The record is from RefSeq and is a predicted model, not a curated record. The annotation marks the transcript as partial. The transcript is spliced from 6 exons. NCBI's taxonomy places the organism in Eukaryota, Metazoa, Chordata, Aves, Procellariiformes, Procellariidae. Gene Ontology annotation, molecular function: aspartic-type endopeptidase activity. Gene Ontology annotation, biological process: proteolysis.